Capsella rubella is the source of this 4308-nucleotide messenger RNA. RefSeq lists its product as uncharacterized. The transcript has 6 exons. Gene Ontology annotation, biological process: telomere maintenance; DNA repair. Gene Ontology annotation, molecular function: DNA helicase activity. Bases 1 to 4308 code for a protein of 1435 amino acids. The record is from RefSeq and is a predicted model, not a curated record. Lineage: Eukaryota; Viridiplantae; Streptophyta; Magnoliopsida; Brassicales; Brassicaceae.
AUGUGGUAUGGUGAACGUAUUAACAGACAUAAAAGGGAUCGUAACCCAACAUUCUCCCAAUGCUGUUUACAAGGAUCAGUACAGUUGCCUUUUUUGCAUAAUCAGCCUGAGUUGUUGUUUGCUUUGCUAACAAACGAUGAUGAAUUGAGUCGCCAUUUCAGAGAAAAUAUCAGAGCAUACAAUAUGAUAUUUUCUUUCACAUCACUCGGUGGAAGUUGUGAGAACACGGUUCUUAAAGGCCGUGGUCCUAAUAUGUUUCAAAUACAAGGCGAGAAUUAUCAUCUACUUGGUAGUCUAAAGCCUGAAGUUGGUGAAUUCCCAAAGUUUUCACAGUUGUAUAUCGUCGAUACAGAGAAUGAAGUCCAAAACAGAGCUGGUAUUCUAAGCAAAGCCAAAAACGCAGGGAAGUAUAAGAAAAAACAGAAUCUCAUACCAGAAAUUAUUCAAGCAAUAAUAAAGUUACUCGAUGAUGUCAACCCCUAUGUUGAAAAUUUCAGAUCAGCAAAGGAAAGGAUGGAUACUAAUCCUGAAGAAAGUUUUCACAUGAGGAUAGUAAGUGAUCGGAAAAAAGAUGGAAGAACAUACGCUGUUCCCACAGCUAAUGAGGUCGCCGCAUUGAUCCCAGGAGAUUUUCAUUUAGGUAUGCCAACUCGUGAUAUAGUUGUUGAAGAAAAAGGUGGGGAUUUACAAAGAAUCAAAGAGACACAUCCAUCAUAUCUAGCUCUACAAUAUCCUUUAUUAUUCCCUAAAGGAGAAGAUGGUUACAGACCUGGAAUAAAGAAACGUCCUAAAGCUGUGAAAAAGAAAAGCCAAGCUGAUAAAGAGAAGGAGAAUGACUGCAUAAGUCUGCGUCAGUGGUUUGCAUUCCGUAUACAGGAAAGGAAGAAUGAGUCAAGAAAUCUGCUUAUGUCUAAAAGAUUGUUCCAGCAGUUCUUAGUAGAUGCUUACACGACAAUUGAGACAAACAGGCUGAGUUUUAUAAAGCAGAAUCAGUCAAGUUUGAGGGCGGCUAAUUAUGACAAGGUCAAGGAUGCUGCUAUAGAGGGGAUCACAGAUAUGAAUGACCAAGGAAGCAAAUAUUACUUACCCGCUACUUUUGUUGGUGGACCUAGAUAUAUGAGAAAUAUGUAUCUUGAUGCAAUGGCGGUUUGUAAAUUUCAUGGCUUUCCAGAUCUCUUCAUCACUUUCACAUGCAACUCAAAAUGGCCAGAGGUGGUUAGAUUUUGUAAAGAAAGAAACUUGAAUCCAGAUGAUAGGCCAGAUAUAAUAAGCAGAGUGUUCAAGAUGAAGUUAAAUUCUCUAAUGGAUGAUUUUACCAAGAAACACAUCUUAGGGAAAACUGUGUCAUCGAUGUAUACAAUCGAGUUUCAAAAACGAGGACUACCACAUGCGCACAUCUUGCUAUGGAUGCAUCCUGAUUACAAGUUCCCAAAAGCAGAAGACAUUGACAAAAUUAUUUCUGCAGAGAUACCAGACAAGACUAGGGAACCAGAACUACAUCAAAUUGUCAAAGAUUGCAUGAUUCAUGGACCAUGUGGUGCUAUUAAUAUGAAUUCUCCAUGUAUGGAAGACGGGAAAUGUUCAAAGUUCUACCCAAAGAAGCAUGUUGAUCACACUACAGUUGAUAAGGAAGGGUUUCCAGUAUACAGGAGAAGGAAAACAAAGCACUAUAUUGAGAAGAAUGGUUUUAAGUGUGAUAAUCGCUAUGUUAUACCAUAUAACAAGGUGUUGUCACUAAGAUACAAGGCUCACAUCAAUGUUGAGUGGUGCAAUCAAACAGGUUCAAUCAAAUACUUAUUCAAGUAUAUUCACAAAGGUUUGGAUCGUGUAUAUGUUGUUGUUGAGCCAUCGUGUAAAGAUAAAGAAGAAGAUAAGAGUUCUAGCCGCAGGAAAAAGCAAAAAAAAGAGAGUAAUCAGAAUGUUUCUGGGAGUAGUAGUUCAAAUGAGAUAAAAGACUUCUUUGAUUGCAGGUUUGUUAUAAAAAAAUUUGUUUCACUAUAUGUGUCGGCAUGCGAAGCAGCAUGGAGAAUUUUGAAGAAUCCUAUCUGUUACAGAUCUACAGCAGUUCAAAGGUUGUCCUUCCAUUUGCCGGGAAAACAAAUGGUCUUUUUCAAGGGAGAUGAUGAAGUACAAACAGUUCUUAAUAGGGGGGAGUCAGUUCUAUCUAUGUUUCUGGCAUGGUUUGAACUUAAUAAGGUAUCAGAACUAGCCAGGGAACUCACGUAUGCAGAGAUACCCGAGUAUUUUACGUGGGAUAAAAAAAGGAAACAGUUUAAUGAGAGGAAGAGACCAGGUUCUACGAUUGGAAGAAUUAACUAUGUUCCAAUUAGUAUAGAAGAUGGAUACUACCUCAGAAUGCUGCUGAACACACAAAAAGGUCCCAAGAGUUUUGAUGAUAUCAAAAAAGUCAAAGGAGUAGUUUAUAAAACAUUCAAAGAGACAUGUUUUCAUCUGGGAUUACUAGACAAUGAUCAGGAAUAUAUAGAUGACAUAGUAAGAACAAGUUUCUGGAGUAGUGGAAGCUUUUUACGUCGUCUAUUCGUUGUGAUGCUACUGUCUUAUAGUUUGUCUCAACCAGAAAUUGUUUGGGAAAAGACUUGGGAACUACUUUCAGAUGACAUUGAAAAAGAAAGGAGAGACUAUUUCAACCGACCAGAACUAACUCUAGAUGAUGAGGAGAAGAAGAAUUUCGCAUUACUGAACAUUGAUAGUAUCUUGAAAAGCAAUGGAACAUCUCUAUCAGCCUUUCGGACCAUGCCACAAAUACCAAAAGAAAGUCUGGAUGGGACUAAUGUUUUGAUACUUGACGAGAAAAACUAUAAUCGUGAAGAACAGAAAGAAAAACAUGACAGAUGGGUAAAACAAAUGACAGAUGAGCAGAAACAUAUCUACGAUGAGAUCAUGGAAGCAGUGGAUAGUGAUAAAGGUGGUGUAUUCUUUGUUUAUGGUUUUGGAGGUACAGGGAAAACUUUCCUUUACAAGACCCUAUCAGCAGCUUUGAGAUCUAGAGGAUCUAUUGUGCUAAAUGUUGCUUCCAGUGGCAUUGCUUCUUUGUUGCUAGCUGGUGGUAGAACUGCACACUCAAGGUUCGGAAUUCCGAUAAACCCUCACGAAACAAGUGUAUGUACAAUGAGCGCAGGGACGGAUCAAGCACAAUUGGUGGCUGAAGCUUCUUUAAUUAUAUGGGAUGAAGCCCCAAUGAUGAGCAAACAUUGCUUUGAGUCUUUGGAUAGAAGUCUAUCUGAUAUUCUAAAAGGAGCUGGGAACAAACCAUUUGGAGGUAAAGUGGUUGUCUUUGGAGGAGAUUUCAGACAGGUCUUACCCAUUAUACCUAAUGCUGGUAGAGCUGAAAUUUGCAUGUCUGCCCUAAAUGCGUCAUAUAUAUGGGAUCAUUGUAAAGUUCUGAAGCUUACCAAAAACAUGAGGCUCCUAGCUAAUAAUUUGAGUCCAACAGAGGCAAAAGAGCUAAAGAACUUCUCAGAGUGGAUAUUGGCUGUUGGAGAUGGGAAGAUAGCUGAACCUAACGAUGGUGAAGUCAUGAUUGAUAUUCCAGAAGAGUUUUUGAUCACUGAAUCUACUGACCCUAUUGAAGCUAUAACCAGAGAAGUAUAUGGCGAUCCAAUGUGUUUGAAGGACAAAAAAAAUCCAAUCUUCUUUCAGGAGAGAGCUAUUUUAUGUCCAACAAACGAGGAUGUGGGCAUUAUUAAUGAAUAUAUGCUUGAUCAGCUAGAAGGUGAGGAAAGAACAUACCUAAGCUCCGAUUCUUUAGAUCCUUCUGAUAAAAAAUCAAAGAACAAUCCGGUUUUAACACCUGAUUUCUUAAACAGUCUAAAGGUUAAUGGGUUGCCAAAUCAUAGAAUUAGAUUGAAAGUAGGUUGUCCAGUUAUGUUGCUAAGGAAUAUCGAUCCAAGGGGAGGGCUAAUGAAUGGCACUAGGCUGCAGAUUACACAAUUAGCUGAGUUUGUUUUGGAAGCAAUCAUUAUCACAGGAGAUAGAGUUGGGGAUAAAGUCCUUAUACCUAGGGUUUUGAUCACACCUUCAGACACAAAACUACCUUUCAAGAUGCGAAGAAGACAAUUGCCUUUAGUUGUUGCUUUUGCAAUGACUAUAAACAAAAGUCAAGGACAAUCUUUGGAUUAUGUUGGAUUGUAUUUGCCUAGACCAUGUUUCUCACAUGGUCAGCUAUAUGUUGCUGUUUCAAGAGUGACUUCAAAGAAAGGGCUGAAGAUUCUGAUUGUUGAUAAAGAAGGAAGACCUCAAAAGGAAACAGUUAAUGUUGUUUUCAAGGAGGUUUUUCAAAAUUUGUAA